CCUCAAGGGCAGCGCAGGCGCACUGAGGGGGAGGAAAGCCUCGCUCGGCUCUUUAGUUCUCCUUCCUCACAAUCUUAGCUUCUUUUCAGUCAGGGAGGGCGAGCGAGCGGUUGGUGGGCUCGGAAGGGCGUCGUGAGAGGGCCUUUUAAGAAACCACCGCUACCGUGAGCCGCCCCAUCCCCCGUCUUCCUUCUCCGCCCACCGCCAUGAAGAUCUGGACCUCCGAGCACAUCUUCGAUCACCCUUGGGAAACUGUUACUACAGCUGCUAUGCAGAAAUAUCCAAAUCCCAUGAACCCCAGUGUGGUUGGAGUUGAUGUUUUGGACCGGCACGUAGAUCCCAAUGGAAAGUUACAUAGUCACAGAUUGCUUAGUACAGAAUGGGGGAUGCCAUCAAUUGUAAAAUUACUCAUUGGUGCUUGUAGAACAAGAACAUAUGUUCAAGAACACUCCAUAGUUGACCCAGUAGAGAAAGUAAUGGAACUCAAUUCUACUAAUAUUUCAUUCACAAAUCUGGUAUCAGUAGAUGAGAGGCUAAUUUAUAAACCACAUCCUCAAGAGCCAGAAAAAACUAUUUUGACACAAGAAGCAACAAUCUGUGUGAAAGGAGUUAGUGUCAGCAGUUACCUGGAAGGACUAAUGGAGAACACAAUCUCUUCUAACGCUAACAAAGGACGCGAAGCACUGGAAUGGGUGAUCAACAAACUGAAUGCUGAAAUAGAGGAAUUCACUUCUUCAGCAAGAGGAAACAUGAGGUCUCCUAUGGCAGCUGCAGCCUUUAUGGAGAAAUAACAUAGAGCUGUAUAUGUCUAUAUCAGGCCUGAACAUCUGAAAUGAACAGUUGCAAACUUCCUUCAAGCUGGAAAUAUUUAUUGUAUCUAUUUAAAGAAAGAGGAUCUGUAGAUUGCAUUUUUAAGUGAAAAACUUGGAGAGAAGUUGCAUACAUCUGUAUGUGAAGGUAAUAUGAAGGAUGGUUCUGUUUGACUGCAUUCCUUUCAGCUGAAAUCUCAGCAUUCAGUUCCUGCAAAUACAGGAAGUAGCUUCAGCUUCCAACUUAGAACAGGUCUCCAGCAGAGCAAGCUGUGGAAGGCUCGUCUGCUGUUGGUUCCAUCUUUGAAUGGAAUUCAAGUUUUCCUGGUCUCGGCUACUUUUGGGACCAUCCCCCAAAUUAAGCUGAGUUAUUUUGGACACAUUGGCUGGGACAGUUUAUAACAGAAUUUUUACUGGAAGAACAUUGAUUAUUACUUGAAAUAUGAUUGCUUAUCUUAAAAUGUUUGUUAAUGCUGCUGUCAUAAAUGUAACACUUUGCCAACACGAGGAGUGUGAUACUUAAAAUCUGUUCCCUUACCUGAAAGCUUUGAUCUGUUAAGAGAUGCUUCAUAAUUUUGAAAGAUUAACCAACUAAAGAUUUGUACCAUGAGUUUGGCAGAAGCUGUGUGCAGUAUAACUAAGGGGGGAUAUUUAGUUCAGAAGUCCACUACUUUAAUUUUGUAUUUCCUACUUUAAAAGGGUACUGAAACCAUUGAAAAAUACAAUUUUGUGACAUGCUUGUUCUUGGAUUCUGCAGUGUGAAGAAACAAGAAGUCAUAUAAAUGCAUAAACUGAGGUGGAAGUAUUUGUUCCAGGGUACUGUAACAUUGUUAAAUGAAUUGCAUAAUAUAUAUGCUUGCUCAGCAAGACAUCAUGGACUAUUAACAUUUCUUAAAUAGUACUUUGUGCUUUUAAGGAACAAAAUGCAAUAAGUGGCUUAAUCUUACCACUUAGUAUCCUUGAAUUCCAUAGGUAAAAUAAUGGCUAGAUUCAAACAUUCCCCUUCCUGUUCUUCACAGGGAGAUAUUUGUAGAGGGAAAUGGUGAAUGGAAUAUAAAACCCAAAUAGCAUACUUCUUAACAUGAGUAUUCUCUGGAGGAAAAAUAUGGCCCAUUAAAAAUGUUAGACUGUAUAUAAAGUACUUUUCAUGUGAAGGAAUGAAGAGAUGGAAGGCUAUUAUCUCCCUGAAGAUACUACACCAAGUAGUAAGUGAUGGGAGAACUUUGGGUUGUGAGUUCAUUUUGAAAUGUCCUAAUUCUGUAGAUUCUUCUCAGUUAUGUUUUGAGAAUAGUUAAUGGGAGUCCCCCUUGGCAUGCAAUUUUCUGUGUCGCUUGAGCAUUGUAUGUUAGUGAUACAGAACUAGAGCUAGGUUUCUGUGCUUAUCUGGAUAGAAACUUAUCUUUGAUCUUCAAAUGGGAACCUGUGAAUAUGCCCAAGACUACAAAUGUUUACUUACAUACGGUACUUAAAUUUUAAAUAUUUUUCUACUUUGUCUUUAUUGCAUUUGUAAAAAAACAAUGCAAAAACAUUAGUAUUUGGUUUUUUAUAUAUUGAGAAUGUUCUUAACUUAAUUAAAACAUAGUCAAUGUUUGAUAUUCAAA
Rhineura floridana is the source of this 2410-nucleotide messenger RNA. It is a transcript of the gene PRELID3B, whose product is annotated as PRELI domain containing 3B. Gene Ontology annotation, molecular function: phosphatidic acid transfer activity. The record is from RefSeq and is a predicted model, not a curated record. Gene Ontology annotation, cellular component: mitochondrial intermembrane space. Gene Ontology annotation, biological process: phospholipid transport. Lineage: Eukaryota; Metazoa; Chordata; Lepidosauria; Squamata; Rhineuridae. Bases 207 to 791 code for a protein of 194 amino acids. The transcript is spliced from 6 exons.